AUGAGGGAAGGUAGAGGGGGUCCCGUGCCCGGUGGAGUUUUGGACACAGUGGGAAGGAGAAGGAGGUCCCGGGCUCUGGCGAAGCCUGGGACACGGGGGGCGGUUUCGGGUUCGGGCUUGGGCGGAGCCUGGGACACGGAGGAGCCUGGGACACAGGGGGCGGUUUCGGGCUCGGGCGUUGCCCGGGAUAUGUGGGAAGAGUCGGUCCCGGGCUGGGGCAGGGGAUCCCUAGCCUGGGCAAGGGGGCGGUCCUUUGCUCAGGCAGAGCCUGGGAUAGGGGAGUGGGGGGGUCCCGGGCGCGGGCGGAGCCUAGGGGGCGGGGGGGCGGGGGAGUGGGCUCGGGCAGAGCCUGGGAUACGGGGAGCGGUUUCGGGCUCGGGCGUUGCCCGGGAUAUAUGGGAAAGAGGUGGUCCCGGGCGUGUGAGGGGGUGCGAGGGAGUGGGCUUAGGCGGAGCCUGGGACACGGGGGGCGGUUCCCGGCUCAAGCGUUGCCCGGGAUAUGUGGGAAGGAGGCGGUCCCGGGCUGGGGCAGGGGAUCCCUAG
Molecule: messenger RNA, 543 nt
Organism: Capsicum annuum
Lineage: Eukaryota; Viridiplantae; Streptophyta; Magnoliopsida; Solanales; Solanaceae
Product: myosin heavy chain IB-like
Exons: 2
Coding region: 1-543 (180 amino acids)
Source: RefSeq, a predicted model, not a curated record